Vigna angularis (adzuki bean) is the source of this 1581-nucleotide messenger RNA. Its product is annotated as protein RGF1 INDUCIBLE TRANSCRIPTION FACTOR 1. The transcript has 5 exons. Lineage: Eukaryota; Viridiplantae; Streptophyta; Magnoliopsida; Fabales; Fabaceae. The record is from RefSeq and is a predicted model, not a curated record. Bases 180 to 890 code for a protein of 236 amino acids.
UCUCUCUCUCUAAAACGCCAUCAUCUACCGCUUCCAAGUCCUACAAGAACCCAUUCCCUCCCUCAUAGCCCCCACUCUUCUCCACUUCUCAAACUUCAAACUUCAAACUUCAAACUUCAUCACUCUUCCCUCAAACCACAAAUCACAUUCUCUCCAAACAAACUCUCCCUCCGACCAACAUGGCUAUUGAAAACCAUGACACCACUGUCAGAGAAAUCAAGCCCAAGAACCGGAGAAUCAUGGGUGCUGGAGGUCCCGAUGAUGAGGACAAUAGAUGGCCACCAUGGUUGAAGCCACUGCUCAAAGAGAGCUUCUUUGUUCAAUGCAAGUUACAUGCUGAUUCUCACAAGAGUGAAUGCAACAUGUAUUGCUUGGACUGUAUGAACGGCCCUCUCUGCUCUCUCUGCCUCGCCCACCACAAGGAUCACCGUGCAAUCCAGAUUAGGAGGUCCUCAUACCAUGAUGUGAUCAGGGUUUCUGAGAUUCAGAAGGUGUUGGACAUCACUGGUGUCCAAACCUACAUUAUCAACAGCGCAAGGGUGGUGUUUUUGAACGAGAGGCCUCAGCCAAGGCCAGGAAAAGGGGUCACAAACACAUGUGAAGUCUGCGAGCGAAGCCUUCUUGAUUCUUACCGCUUCUGUUCUCUUGGUUGCAAGAUUGUUGGGACAUCUAAGAACCCACAGAAGAAGAAGAAGCAGUCAACGGCAAUGACAUCAGAUUCUGAGGAUUCAUACAGUAGCAACAGCGUCCAUGGCCUGCAGAAAAACUGCAAAGUUCAGAGCUUCACACCGUCCACUCCACCUCCAACUUCGGUUAAUUACAGAACUGCCAAGAGAAGAAAGGGAAUACCGCACCGAGCCCCAAUGGGGGGACUAAUCAUAGAGUAUUAGAUUUGGCGGUGAAUGGUGGUAGUGGCGAAGGUAAUACAAGCUUCGAACGAGUGGGUCCACUGCAGCCGGCUUAAAUGGGGAGGGUUCGUCGGCGUUUACACGUGUCAAACGUUGAUUGGGAUUUGUGAAAGCCAAGUUGUAUUGGUUCUCGAAAACAGAGAAUUGGUCAGCCGCCUCUAUUAAAAAGAAAAACGAUAAUUCUAUGCGCGGUUCCCUACUCUUGGAUCUGACGGAUGACAUUGAGCACUAUUGACGGCUUCGAUCUCUUGAUGUUCUCUCGAUCAUGGGGGUAGAUUCCCCGAGGCAGAAAUCGUAGGGCUUGGAGUGUUUGAUCGAACUUUUGAGUAGUGGGCGUGUAAAAUGAACGUAUUAUUAUUAGCUAAAGCAUAGAUGGGGUUUGUCGUAAACAGAAGAGGUUAGUGCGACUUAUUGGGAACUUUCUUGGCUUGGCAAAUUGUUGAUGGGUCUAAUAAUGAGAUAAUAAAGUUACAGCUAUUAGUGGAGUCAUUCUAAACGUGUUUUUUUACCGCAAGGACUUCGAUCCUACUCCCACUGAACUAAAGCAUUUUUGUUAAACUUCCUGAAUUUGGAAAAGAUAUGUCAUCCCCUGCAAAGAGAAACAAAAUAAUCACGGUCAGAGAGACCCCCAUUUUAAUUGUUCUAACGUGAAAUGUUUCCUGAUGGAGAAUGC